GAAAUAGGAGAAAGAGAAAAAGAAGGAUAAAGAGGAGCAGGAGAAAAAGGAGGAGGAGAAAGAGAAGGAGGAGAAAAAGAAGGAGAAAGAGAAGGAGAAGGAGGAGAGGGGAAAGGGGUGUUGGCACAAGGCGGUGCCAGGGGAUUGCCCGCCCAGCCAGCCCUGGCCAGCAGCGAGGAGGAGGAGGAGGAAGAAGAAUAGAAGAAGAAGAAGCUCCAGCAUCCAGCCCUGAACCAUGGCCUCUGCCCUAUUGCCCGGCGCUGUGGACCCCUUGUCCCUUUGGCGGGACCCUCCGUUCCCUUUGACGCCCCGCUGAUGGAACCGUCCGGUUCAUAGGAUGCCGUGCCUUCACUCCUUCCCUCCCACCAUAUUGUCCUCCCCGCCUGUUGCUGGAAGGGGACUCCUCCGCCCUCCACCAUGAACCAUGACCAGGUCCUGGAGAGCAACGCGGUGGCGUGGCUGGUCUGCUCGGGCCUCUCGGGGCUGGCCAAUGCCUGGGGCAUCCUCAGCGUGAGCGCCAAGCAGAAGAAAUGGAAGCCGCUGGAGUUCCUCCUCUGCACCUUGGCCGGAACCCACAUCCUUAACAUUGCCAUCCCCAUCACCAUGUACUCGGUCGUCCAGCUCCGCCGGCAACGCUCCGACUACGAGUGGAACGAGGGCCUUUGCAAGGUCUUCGUCUCCACCUUCUACACCUUGACCCUGGUCACUUGCUUCUCUGUCACUUCGCUCUCCUACCACCGCAUGUGGAUGGUCCGCUGGCCAGUCAACUACAGGUUAAGCAACACCAAAAAGCAAGCCGUCCACACGGUGAUGGGCAUCUGGAUGGUGUCCUUCAUCCUUUCCACGUUGCCGGCUGUGGGAUGGCACGACACCACCGAGCGCUUCUACGCCACCGACUGCCGCUUCAUCGUCACCGAGAUUGGCCUGGGCUUCGGUGUCUGCUUCCUGCUCCUCAUCAGUGGCAGCGUGGCCAUGGGGGUCAUCUGCGUGGCCAUCACCCUAUUCCAGACCUUCUCCAUCCAGGCGGGGAACAACGUCGACAAGAACAAGUUCAAUGUGCCCACCAUCGUGGUGGAGGAUGCCCAGGGGAAACGCCGCUCGUCCAUCGACGGGUCGGAGCCCAUCAAGACCUCCCUGCAGAUCACCUACUUAAUCACAGGCAUUGUUUUCAUCUAUGACUUCCUCAUGGGAUUCCCUAUCCUGGUGGUGAGCAUUUCCAGCCUGAAGUCGGACGUGGCCCACGACUGGAUGGUGCUGUGCGUCCUCUGGUGCUCCGUGGUGCAAUCCCUCCUCCUCCCGCUCUUUCUCUGGGCCUGCGACCGCUACCGGGCCGACAUCAAGUCCAUCUGGGAGAAAUGCCUGGCCAUCAUGUCCAACGAAGACAGCGGGGAAGACAGCAGCCUGGAUGGGGCGAUCCACGCCGACCUGAUCUACGAACGGCCCUACGACUGCAACUUUGCCGGAGACGCGUUGACCUUAGACCACAUUGCCAAAUACGACUUAUCUGCUCUGGAGAGGGGCCUCCCGCAGGUGUACACCAUGAAACCCCCUCCAGAGGAUAAAAUGCAGUACCUGCAGGUCCCCCCUACCCGACGCUUCUCCCACGACGAAACGGACAUCUGGACGACGGGACAGAUUUCGGCCUACCUCCAGCACUGGGGGGCCGGUGAGGACAUGAUGGCUGGCCUGGCCCAGCUUCUCCUUCCGCAGCACAGCUACGACCGCCGGAGGAGCAGCCUCCUUUCCUUCCAGGAGGACGGCCGCCUGUAUCGCAAGCGUCGGAAGUCGGCAGCUGAGAGCACUCUCUCCCUCCGGCCCUUCUCCUGCGAUGACUACUACAAGGAGUCCAGUGGCUACCGCUGCUUCGGCAAGGAGGAGGGGAUGGAUUUCAUGGAUGACUAUGAUGCCAUCCCUAGGAAGACCCCCCUGCGCUCAGCCUCUGUCUCCGUUCUCCCGGAGGCCCUCCAGCGUUGCUCUCCGGCCACCUCUCUGGCCAACUUCCCCUUGACCUGCUUCGACCGGGAGCCUCAGGGUCUUCUGCGGCCCCUCUCUGCCCAGGGACAGGGGCGCUCCACCUUGAGGGUCCCCGGCACCCUCCUGCCCCAGGACGAUGCCAAGGACCAAUUCCUGAAAGGGACCACCGGACCCCCUUGCCUCGAGCAGAUCCACAUCGAGCUCUGCGAGGCCCAGACUCCAGAGAGCCGUCCGGCGAGCAGCUGCUGCUCCGACUCGGAGGGGUUUCGGACCGGCCUCAGUCCCUCCUGGGGGCAGAAAAACGGGAGCAAAGGGAGCAACAGCAGCUUCCUGAGUUCGCCAUCUUCUGGGUACGUGACGUUCCACUCGGAUUCGAGCGGCUCGACCUCCUAAAAGAAAAGACCUGGAGACCACCGCUGAUCCCUUGCUGGGCGUUUCUUACUCUGCUAUCCAAUGCCUCUUUGUGGAGUGGAUUAUUAUAGCAGGAGACUGGGCCAUGCACCAAAGAUAACAGAUCCCAGUUUCCUCCGUCGCUUUUUAUACAAACCAGUAGUGGUUGGGCUUGCAGGUGGGUGGGAGACAAGGGUUGACAUGCUUCCAAGGAGCAAGGAUUUUUUUGGAAAGGAGUCGAAGCCCCCUGAACUGCAUCUCCGUUCCUCUGGGAUCACGAUGAAUUACCUGGCCGAAGGAAUCUCUGCUCUGAUAUUUUCCCUCCAACAAAAUGGGUGCGGCUGGUCAGCCGUUACCCCGUUUUGCAAAGAAUAAUCAACCCAACUCCUCUUUUUUCCUGGUAAUUUAAAAGUUGGUGUAAAAUUAUGCAUGUUUCCCUCACCCCAAUAUGGAGCAAUCCUGCAAUGCACAUCCUCUGGAAGAGGAAGACCCAUUUGCCAAAAGUUGAGGGUUUGUUGUGGGGAGGGAGUGGAGAUUUCCUUCAACAAAGUAAAGGAAACCUUUCUCUUGGGUUUCCUUUCCCUCCGCCCUUCGCUCAGGGGGAUCUCUUCCCUUGUCCCUUGCUGGCCAAGGGUACCUCUGAGCAUGCACAGAAAUCCCUGAGCCUGGCUCUGGUCUCAGGCUUCUCCCUCAGGUAGCUUUGAAAACCGUGGUUCCUCUUUUCCAUUACGCAUGCAGUGGGAGGGCGGCCAUUCGAGUUGGCACAGUUUUUGAGGAUGAAUCCUAUAUCGGUUGCAUGCAUGUGCUGUUUGUCUUGGUUGGAAGGAAAAGGGUUGUAUUUGGUGAAUAGAUGCCCAGAAAAGGAAUGAGGGCCAGAUGGAAA
This is a messenger RNA of Sceloporus undulatus (fence lizard), 3247 nucleotides long. RefSeq names its product G protein-coupled receptor 153 (gene GPR153). The coding region runs from base 418 to 2367 and encodes 649 amino acids. The record is from RefSeq and is a predicted model, not a curated record. NCBI's taxonomy places the organism in Eukaryota, Metazoa, Chordata, Lepidosauria, Squamata, Phrynosomatidae. Gene Ontology annotation, molecular function: G protein-coupled receptor activity. The transcript has 6 exons. Gene Ontology annotation, biological process: G protein-coupled receptor signaling pathway. Gene Ontology annotation, cellular component: membrane.